Molecule: messenger RNA, 1011 nt
Organism: Pseudomassariella vexata
Lineage: Eukaryota; Fungi; Ascomycota; Sordariomycetes; Amphisphaeriales; Pseudomassariaceae
Product: putative mating type pheromone G-protein coupled receptor
Exons: 2
Coding region: 1-1011 (336 amino acids)
Biological process (GO): G protein-coupled receptor signaling pathway
Cellular component (GO): membrane
Molecular function (GO): mating-type factor pheromone receptor activity
Source: RefSeq, a predicted model, not a curated record
AUGCCGAACAGCUUUGACGAAGCCAGAUACAGCUAUAACCCCGGCCUGACGGCCAAUUGCGUCUGCCGCGUCUUCUUUGCCAUCAUCGGCACCCUCCUCUGUUGGGUCCCCUUCCACCUCCUAUCGCGCAAUGGCGAAUUCGCAGCCGUCGUGCUCAUCGCCGACGUGGUUAUCCUCAACCUCUUCACCAUCCUUAAUUCGCUAAUCUGGCGAAGUGACAAUUGGGACAUCUGGUGGGAUGGCGUCGGCCUCUGCGACAUCGAGACGUACCUCAAUGGUCCCCUCCUGACGAUCUAUGCUGCUGCCAUGUUUGCGGUCAUGCGCAAUCUGGCCCAACAGGUUGGUCUCAUGAGAGCCAGUGCCUUGACGCCCGAGGAGAAAAAGAAACGGAACCUCAUCCAGGCCGUCAUCAUCUUCCCGAUUCCAGUUGUUCAACUAAUCUUCACUUGGUUCGACCUCGCUCAGCGAUACCAAAUUGGCACGCUUAUAGGCUGUUCAGCUGUCUACGACGGCAGCUGGCCCAAGAUCCUCAUCUACAGCGCACCGCCUACGCUCUUUGCGCUUGGAACUUCUCCUUAUGCUUUCCUCACCUGGAAGCGCUUCAAUGCAAUUUCUAAAUCAACCAAAGACGCCCUAGCCGCAUCCAACAGCACCGUUGCCUCACGGGCCCAGCGCACGAGACGACGCCUGUACCAGAUGUCCCUCUCGAUCCUGGUGCCCUACGUCCCGCUCAUGGUCGCUUUCCUCAUCGCUAACGUCCAGGACACCGACUUCAGGCCGUACGACUACCGUCGAAUGCAUUCCAAUGCUCAAGAGGAUGGGCAGUACCCCUGGGAUGCCAUUCUCUUCGUUCCCUCCUGGCUCGUGCCCUUCUCUACCAUCAACCAGCCCUGGAUUCCAAUCCUGACUACCAUGCCGAUUUUUGUGUUUUUCGGCUUGACUCGAGAGGCUAUCGAGACGUAUAGGGGCUAUGCUAGAGCUGUGGGGCUUGGAAGGUUCUUUCCAGCAUAG